CUCUUAAGCGAGGGGUUUUUAUACUUUUCUACGGGCACGAAUGUUUUCAAUCUGUGCUUGCACUGAGACCAGGCAGGGAUUUCGUUAUGAUGGCUUGUUGAACACUGGGCAUUGAUCGGGUCAGAGUGGGAGGGCAGCAGGCGGGAUUACAGAGCCACCAGUUAAAACUAUCUUAGGGAAGUUUAUCUUGGCGUUGCAUUUUCCUCAGUGGUUCAGGAGAACAUGGCCUCUCUGUGAUUUGAAGAGGCUCAGUCGCCAAGUGACUCUGGAUCUGCACUGCUGUAGGAGAUGAACAUUAUCAGGCGUAUCUCCUCGUUUUUGUCGAACAAGCUGAGUCUAUAUCUGUGAGCCAGUAUGGGGGACUGGAACUUGUUGGGGAAGCUGCUGGAGAGUGCCCAGGAACACUCCACUGUUGUGGGUAAAGUCUGGCUGACAGUGCUGUUUAUCUUCCGCAUCCUGGUGCUGGGAGCCGCCGCUGAGAAGGUGUGGGGCGACGAGCAGUCCGGCUUCACCUGUGAUACCAAGCAGCCCGGUUGUCAGAACGUCUGCUAUGACAAGACCUUCCCCAUUUCUCACAUUCGCUUCUGGGUGAUGCAAAUCAUCUUUGUCUCCACGCCAACUCUCAUUUAUCUGGGCCACAUCCUUCAUCUGGUCCGCAUGGAGGAAAAGGAAAAGCAGAAAGAGAAGGAGCUCGCCAUCCAGAAUGAAAAGCAGCAGCAGUUACUUGGCAACAAGACCAAGAAGGCCCCAGUUAAAGACAACCAGGGCCACGUGCGUUUGCAAGGUGCACUGCUGCGAACCUACGUCUUCAACAUUAUUUUCAAGACCCUGUUUGAAGUGGCCUUUAUUGUAGCUCAGUACUUCCUGUAUGGUUUUGAGCUCAAGCCGAUGUACACCUGCGACCGCUGGCCUUGCCCUAACGUGGUGAACUGCUACAUCUCCCGACCAACUGAGAAGACAGUCUUCAUCCUCUUCAUGCUGGCAGUGGCCUGCAUCUCACUGCUGCUCAACCUGGUGGAAAUGUACCAUCUAGGUUUCACAAAGUGCCACCAGGGGCUCCGCUACAGACGAUCACAGCUUGCGAGUGGGGCCCCCAAGCACUUAACGGAGGCAGUUAUGCCCUUUGUACCGAGCUACAACUACCUUGCUGGUCAUCCUGCAGUGCCUGAGCCUUUCCCUACAGACUCAAAAUACGGCAUGGCAGAGCCAAACUCUGCUUACAGCCCCUACAACAGCAAAGUGGUUUACAAGCAGAACAGAGACAAUAUGGCUGUCGAGAGGAAAGGUAAAUCAGAGGGAGACGAUGUGAAGGAGAGGAAAACCUCCAGUCCUGUCUUUGAAAUGCCCGUUGAAAAUCAGCGCAGAAACAGUCAGUCAAGCAAGCACAGCAACAACAAGAGUAGGCUGGAUGACCUGAAGAUCUAGGGAACCUUCUGUGUUUCUAUACAAGGGGUUUCUAUCAGGAACAACAGGCAUUAGCCUGUGAACAUAAUUGCAUGAGUACAGAAGAUUAUUAGGAACAAAUCUAAUGAGUAAAGCCAAAAAAUAUUAUAGUUGUGAUCAAUCAAUGCAAGUCAAGACUUGAGGGCACACAGGACAGCUUUGUAAAUGAGGAACAAGUAUUGAAUGCAUUUUCAAGAGCUCCUCGGCUCACAGGGUUUUUUAAAUAUGAAAGAUUAUUUACCCACAUGCAUAAAAAGAUAAUAUCCAUAAAUUACUAUUAUGUUCAUAUCUUUUUCAUGGGUUCACCCAAGAGAGCAAGUAUCAUGAUGUUACUUAGAAGACAGGGUUUAAUAGGGUGAUGCUUAAAUACAUUUUAUUCUGCUUUCACUAUAAGUUUGUGUGUGAUGGAUGCAACUUUAAGGACUAAAAGUGAAAAAGCCCCACUGCUCACUCAAAAGUCUCAAUUCCUCUUUUGGGAUCUUGAUAUCAACUAAUAGCUCACACUUCCUCAUUUAAGCUCAAAACAAUGUUGUGCUUUCACAAAUCUGGCUGUGUUUUCUAAAAUGUUGACUUGCACAUUAAUUAACACUCAAACUUGUUUUGCACACGUUCAGUAGUUUUGACAUUAUUGAACUUGAACUGAAUAUGUGGGUGAUGAAGAUGCUGAUUACUUGAGAAUUUUUUGUUUACAAGCAGUUUACUUAAACUAAAACUGUGAGUUGCAUGAAAAAGAUGUCAAAACAAAAGCAAAAACAUGCUGUUACACUUGUAAAUAUGUUGCAGACAUGAAUUUCUUACUUCCAGUUCAAUAUUUGAGAAUAUGUGUGAAUGCAGCUUUUAUAUAUAAGUAUACAUAUAUACAUUUUAGAGCUGCGUAGUUUACCAUCACAGAUUUCUCAAACGCUGUUGUCUUUUCGAGAGACUUAGUGAGUAUUUCCAUUCAACUUUUGCUUUUAACAAUCAAAUAUUGGCAAUAAAUGUCAACCUUUAUUUGGACUUUCUACAAAAGCAGAUAUCAUGACAUAUACGAACAUUCAA
Xiphias gladius (swordfish) is the source of this 2481-nucleotide messenger RNA. RefSeq names its product gap junction protein, alpha 2 (gene gja2). Gene Ontology annotation, cellular component: connexin complex. The coding region runs from base 355 to 1425 and encodes 356 amino acids. Lineage: Eukaryota; Metazoa; Chordata; Actinopteri; Istiophoriformes; Xiphiidae. The transcript is spliced from 2 exons. Gene Ontology annotation, biological process: cell communication. The record is from RefSeq and is a predicted model, not a curated record.